AUGUACCUGUUGCUGUUGCUUACGUCAUACUUUAAUUUAUCAAUGGUUUUUUUUUACAUUUUUUUAUACUGUUUUUGCUUCUUGUUAACCUCAGAAACAUUCUACGAUGAGAUGCAUCCCGUAGGUUGCCCCGGUGAGGUAUUUUAUCUUUCCACUUGCGACACAAUGAUUGAUAUCUUUGAUUUCGCAUACACCCGCACGUAAACUGUCGUUUGGAUUGAAAAGUGCACAGAAACAAACGAAAGUCUUACAAAAAAAACUGAAAUCCAACAAAUACAUCUUUGACAAUCAUCGUGACCUACAGCAAACAACUUUCGUUUGGGAAUUUAAGUAAAUGGGUAAAAACUUUCACAACACUCGGACGUACACUUAUGGAAAAGCCGUGUCGUUCGUGGGUGUUUGAUAAGACGUACUGACCUCCACCUCGUAGUUUCGGCUACGAAUGGUGGGCAUUUUUAUCAUACGCAAUGAUAAGAAAGAGUCUAGCAAACCUACGUGACCGAGAAUUGUGCCUGGAGAAAGCGUUACCGACAUAUAAAAGGAUUCUCUCACUGUUGCCGAUCGUCAUUCGUGGAGCUUUCGUUACUGGUGAUACUCGUUGAACCGUGCGUAGUGUCUUGAAGUGAUCCAGAAAAAAAACUAAAACAGAAAAAAAACACAUCAACGCAACUUUUCGGUUCUGCUUCGUCGUUUUUCUGCUGUGGCGGUGGUCUAGCUGUGUCUUGAACGAUGAACUUCCCGAUGGCCUUCGUCCUUAUCGUGCUUGCUAUUGGGUUGCUGCAGCUGUCUCCAGCGGAAGGCCAAUAUACAGGUCCAACACUUGCCUGCGGUGGUACGUCCUUGGUAAAAUCGACCACACUGCUAGCACCGAACAACAUUGCAGCGAAUGGGCUAACCUGCGUCUACACCAUCCGGUCGCUCAAUCUGCGCAUCUGUCAGCUUCGAUUGGAUUUCAACUCGUUCAGCCUUGCCCAGCCGACGCUUGAUCCGUACCCGAAAUGCAUCAACGAUGUGUUUUCGGUGGAAAACAUGAACUUCGAUUUAUGUGGUGAAAAUAGCGGCCAGCACGUUUAUGUCCCUUUCAACCCUACCAAUGCCGAUCGUACGAUGACGAUCACCUUCCGCAUUGCCAGUCGUACGCAGAUCCCAACUCUGUCCAAUCCACACUGGAGCAUUCGGGUGCAGCAGCUCGAAUGUCCAACCGGAAUGGCAGCCGCCGCCAAGGAUGGUGCCCGUCAACUGGAUCCAUCCGAAAUGGUUCCACUGCUCGCACGUACCCUGCACAGCGAUGUUGGUCUUAUUGCACCGACCGGUUGCCUGCAGUAUUUCUCCGACACCUCCGGUACGGUUGAAUCUUUCAACCUUGGUUCCGGUGUGGGACCAUAUCUGGGUGGAUUGAACUAUGCCAUCUGCUUCAAUCGUCCCCGUAACAGUCAGCUGUUACGUCUCAUACCGACCACCUUCGAGAUCGCCUCGUCCGCUAAUCCGACCGCCGAAAAUCCGGGAGUGGAUGAGCUGUGUUAUUCCAGUGUUUCCGUUAUGGCACGAUCCGAGGACAAUCUACACAUUCCGAAUGCAGUCGUUCGAUUGCCUACGUUACCCGCGUUACGUGCGAGCCGGUUUUGUAGCAAAAGCCUGGAAAAUGGAGAGGUGGAUGUCCGUGGACCAGGCCAAUUCAUGAUGUACUUCACGAGUGAUCAACUGUUUGAUCCGUUCCGUCGUGAGACUGGAUUCCGGCUACAGUAUCAAAUCAUGUAACUCGACGCCACCGAUCAAAGGGCAUUGGAAAAAGACACUCCACAUCAAUCUGGUGCUGAGUGUUGUCGGUUUCGUAACA
Anopheles funestus (African malaria mosquito) is the source of this 1837-nucleotide messenger RNA. RefSeq lists its product as uncharacterized. The coding region runs from base 730 to 1758 and encodes 342 amino acids. The transcript has 5 exons. The record is from RefSeq and is a predicted model, not a curated record. Lineage: Eukaryota; Metazoa; Arthropoda; Insecta; Diptera; Culicidae.